CCCACCGAGGGGACAGUGUCCCACGGGGGACGUGUGAGCAGAGCCCACCGAGGGGACAGUGUCCCACAGGGGACGUGUGAGCAGAGCCCACCGAGGGGACAGUGUCCCACGGGGGACGUGUGAGCAGAGCCCACCGAGGGGACAGUGUCCCACAGGGGACGUGUGAGCAGAGCCCACCGAGGGGACAGUGUCCCACGGGGGACGUGUGAGCAGAGCCCACCAGGGCGCACGGGCCUGCAUGUGCCAUGUGAAGGCAGAGGGGACGCAGGAGGCCAUAGGGGACACCUGGUCCCAUGGGUGCCACACCAGGCUGCAGGCAGCAUGGCUGGUCCUGUGGGUGCCACAUGGGCCCGGGGGGACUGUGAGCCCCCACUGAACCCCAGGUGGGUGCCCAAGCCGCCCCUCCCCCCGCAGCCCACAUCGAGGUGAUCCCCUGCAAGAUCUGCGGGGACAAAUCCUCGGGGAUCCACUACGGCGUCAUCACCUGCGAGGGCUGCAAGUGCAGGGAUUUUUCCGGCGCAGCCAGCAGAGCAGCCUGAGCUACGCUUGCAGCCGCCAGCAGAACUGCCCCAUCGACCGGGCCAGCCGCAACCGCUGCCAGCACUGCCGCCUGCAGAAGUGCCUGCGCCUCGGCAUGUCCCGCGACGCCGUCAAGUUCGGCCGCAUGUCCAAGAAGCAGCGGGAGCGGCUGCACGCCGAGGUUCAGCAGCAGCUGGAGCAGCGGCAGCAGGAGCGGGCGGCUGAGGGGGCGGCUGCCAGCCCCCCAGAGGUGAUGGGGCGCCGGGGCCACCCGCUGACCCCUGCCAGCACCCCGGGGUGCCCCGGCACCCGUCACGGUGCCACGGAUGGCCGGGCUGGUCCCAUGGUGGAGGCAGAGCUGGGGCGGCCAGAGGGGACCGAGCAGAGCCCGGACAAGGACAGGGACGGGGAGGGGGACAGGGACGACCCUGACUUCUACCCCCACCCCGAUGUCAGCAGCCUCCUGGAGUCACCCACAUCCUCCGGCCUGGAGAUCGAGCACCUCACCCAGAAUGUCCUCAAGUCGUACCGGGAGACGUGCCAGCUCCGUGCCGAGGACCUGCAGCUCCGGCGCUGGGACAUCUUCUCCCGCGAGGAGGUCUGCGCCUACCAGAAGAAGUCGAUGGAGGAGAUGUGGCAGUGCUGUGCCGGGCGCAUCACCGAGGCCAUCCAGUACGUGGUGGAGUUCGCCAAACGCCUGCGUGGCUUCAUGGACCUCUGCCAGAACGACCAGAUCGUCCUCCUCAAAGCGGGUACGGGGCCACCACGUCCCCUGUCCCCAGCCGCAGGGCCACCAUGCCCCCCUUGUCCUCUGCCCUGGGCUCCUCUCAUUCCUUUGUCCUCCUCCCCAGGGCCACCAUGUCCCCUUGUCCUCAGCCCUGGGGCCACCAUGUCCCCCUGUCCCCAGACUUCGGCUCAUCUUGUCCCCUGUUCCCAGCCCUGGGUCCACUGUGUCCCCUUGUCCCCAGCCCCAGGGCCACCACGUCCCCAGCCCCACAGUCCCUGCUGCCCCAUCUCCCCCGCCCUGGUGUCCCCAGGCCAUGGGACGCUCUGGUCCCAUCAGGGAGGUGACAGUCCCACGGGUCCCACCUGGGAGAUGACAGUCCCCAAGGGCCACCCCAACCCCACCGGGGAGGUGACAAACCCCAGGGCUGGUGCUGCGGGGGCACCGACCCAACCUGCAGCAGUGGCACCGUGGGCCCCUGCGUCCCCGGUGCCACCGUCCCCGUCCCGCUGCCGGGCGGUGGCAGGUGCCAUGGAGGUGGUGCUGGUGCGCAUGUGCCGAGCCUUCAACUCCGACAACCGGACUGUCUUCUUCGAGGGCAAGUACGCCAGCACCGAGCUCUUCCGAUCCCUGGGCUGCCACGAGCUCAUCGGCUCCAUCUUCGAUUUCGCCCAGAGCCUCUGCGCUCUGCACGUCUCGGAGAGCGAGGUGGCCUUCUUCAGCGCCCUCGUCCUCAUCAACGCCAGCCGCCCGUGGCUGCAGGAGCCGGCGAAGGUGGCACGGCUGCAGGGACGCCUGGACGUCGCCUUCCGCCUGCUGCUGCGCCGCACACGCCGCGAGGGGCUGCUGGCCAGGCUGCCGCCGGCCGGGCACCUGCGGGCGCUGUGCUCGCAGCACGUGGAGCAGCUCCAGGCCUUCCGCCGCCUGUGCCCCGCCGCGCUGCACGUCGCCUUCCCGCCGCUCUACCGCGAGCUCUUCGCUGGCGAGGCCGAGACCCCCGGUGCUGCCCGCUGAGCCCCUGCCUGGGACCCCUGCACCGGGGUGCUGCCGCAGCCAGGCCGGCACCCGCACCCCGAGGGGCCCUGGCACCCGUGGGGAUCCAUCACCCGGUGACACCCCAACACCCAGUGAUGGUCUGUCACCUGGCAAGAUCUAGUCACCUGGUGAUGGUCUGUCACCCACUGAUGCUCCGUCACCCAUGGAAGAUCCAUCACCCGGUGACACCCCAUCACCCAGUGACGGUCUGUCACCCAUGGAGGAUCCAUCACCUGGUGACGUUCUUGUCACCUGGUGGGAUUUUGUCACCUGGUGAUGGUCUGUCACCCAGUGGGGUUUUGUUACCUGCUGACAGUCUGUCACCCAGUGAUGGUCUGUCACCCAUGGAGGAUCCAACACCCAGUGACACUCUGUCACCCAGCCAGAUCUUGUCACCUGGUGAUGGUCUGUCACCCAUGGAGGAUCCAUCACCCGGUGGCACCCCGUCAUCCAGUGAUGCUCCGUCACCCGGCUCUGUCCCCCCAGGAGGGUCUGUUACCCAGUGGCCUUCAUUGCACGGUGACACGCCAUCCCACGUGGGUGCCCCGUCACGCGGGGGCGCCCCCCACCCCAGCCCGUGGCCCCGCCCCCAUCCCCGGGCCCCCCCACGGCCCAGGCAGCCACGCGUGCGCCGCGCGACGGUGGGGCGGCGGGGGCGAGCGGCGGGACGGCUGUACCGAGGCGAAUAAAGGCAUUGCUGGG
Messenger RNA from Falco peregrinus (peregrine falcon), 2980 nucleotides. RefSeq names its product RAR related orphan receptor C (gene RORC). The transcript has 8 exons. Lineage: Eukaryota; Metazoa; Chordata; Aves; Falconiformes; Falconidae. Gene Ontology annotation, biological process: regulation of transcription by RNA polymerase II. Gene Ontology annotation, molecular function: RNA polymerase II cis-regulatory region sequence-specific DNA binding; nuclear receptor activity. The record is from RefSeq and is a predicted model, not a curated record. The coding region runs from base 635 to 2257 and encodes 540 amino acids. Gene Ontology annotation, cellular component: nucleus.